AUGUCGAAUGAAGUGAUACUUCAGCUGAAUAUGUUUGGUUCUGAAGUGAAAGGUUGGAUUCUUCGCAAGAAAGAUUCCACUCUGACUGUCACUGUAGAGAAUAGUAGAAAUAAUACCCAUAUCACGGUUGCAAGGAACCACAGAAUCUUAUCACAAGCUUGCUGCUCCAGCAACCAAAAUGACAGCAAUGUUUCUGCUACGCAUGAUGAAGAAAAUCCAUGUAUUCCCGAGGGCAGUGAUUUCGUUGUAUCGUCUUUGAGAAACAAGUUGGCGAAGUUAUCAUCGUUGUCUGGUGAGCGUUGUAUAUACAGAGUUCCCAGGGGCAUCUUUGAGAAAAGUGCAAAAUCCUACACACCUCAACUACUCUCAAUCGGUCCGCUUUACCAUGGAAAACCAGAGUUGCAACCAAUGGAGGGGCAGAAGCAAAUCAAUGAAUUUGUUGAAAUGAUUGUUGUUGAUGCAGUCUUCAUCAUUGAACUCCUUUUAAAGAUGGGUGUCAAUCACUACGAGACACACAUAAAAGACCCUAUAAUUCAUAAACCCAAGAUGCUAUUGUACAUUGAGCAUGAUCUUCUGAUGCUUGAAAACCAGAUUCCAUUUUUCAUUCUUGAAGAGAUUUACUCUAUUGAUGCUGCUGCUGUGAAAGUUUUUCAUGUGCAAAGAAGAGAACAUGAACAUUUGUUGGACUUGGUUCUUAUUACUUAUCUGCCAUCAAACUAUCCACCGAGGAAGAGAUUGCAGCGAUUGGGAAUAGGGAAUUUGAAGACUCUGGAACAAGCCGGAUUUGAUAUAGAUGGCAAAACAGAAAUCCUUCUUCGGAACCUCGCCACCUUUGAGCUGUGUCACUAUUGUGAGGAAACUUACUUAAAUCAUUAUUUUGCCACCAUUGAUUGCCUCAUCGAUACUGACAAGGAUGUAGAAAUACUUGUUCAGAACGGAAUCCUGGAACAUUGGCUAGGUGAUGAUAAGGAAGCAGCAGACCUUUUUAACAACAUUGAAUGUAAGAUUGAUCAUAUGAAUAACUUCUACUAUGUAAAUCUUUUUGAAGAACUUGACAAUUUCUGCAAGAUCCCUUGGCACGAGUGGGAGGCUACUCUGAGAAGUAAGUACUUCAACACACCAUGGAGCAUCAUCUCUGUCAUUGCGGCCGGUCUUCUUCUCAUACUCACUGUCAUACAAGCGGUGUGCUCCAUCAUUUCUCUGUAGGUUAAGCUUCCGUAUGUCCACAUACUUAUUGUCCUACAAACUGUGUAGUGUGUAGGCUUCUUUCUU
Tripterygium wilfordii is the source of this 1272-nucleotide messenger RNA. RefSeq names its product UPF0481 protein At3g47200-like. NCBI's taxonomy places the organism in Eukaryota, Viridiplantae, Streptophyta, Magnoliopsida, Celastrales, Celastraceae. The transcript has 6 exons. The coding region runs from base 1 to 1206 and encodes 401 amino acids. The record is from RefSeq and is a predicted model, not a curated record.